CAGCCUUAUUGUUGGAUUCUCAAAGAUAUUCCAACCCAUAUGUUUGUGACAGUGUUAUGUGUUGUUGGGAAAACCAAACAAAUUUGAAUGAAACAUAAAUGAAUUUAAAUGCCAUAAAACGUUGAAAAGCGGAAGGAGCACACCACUCCAACAAAUAAACAUUAAAGCUGAAUGGGCAUAUUCCCAUUACUUCAAAUGCUUUUGCUAACUCCUCUGCUAUUGCUGUCUGGCAGUAGGCCCUUCUGAUUGAAGCACCACAGUGAUUACGAUCCAGAUGGUUGAGCAGUAUGAAGCUGGUUGUUUCUAUGAUCCUGACCGCACCAGUAAGGAUGAUGGCAUAUGAUCCAGAGUUCACUGAGGUGAAUUCUGCUCUGUUUGCAGAACUUAUGUCUGUGUACGAAUUGUAAUUUGUUUCUGUUGUGAAUACGGAUUCUGGACAUGUCAUACCUGAAUUUGAAGGAAGUCGUAGUUGUCAACACCAGGGAUGCAUCACUGCCAUCUCACAGUCCCAUGUGGAGAGGUUGUGAUUUUAUGUCAGAAUAAAAAUGGAAUCACAUGUUCCUAGAAAACGUAAACAGAGCCUAUCACUGACCAGAAGGCUGGAGAAAUGCCCACGUGUUGGAGAAAAUAACCCUCAAGAAAUUUUUUGUGUGGACAGUGACUGUGAAGUGGAUGAUGGGGACUGUGUUGUGGUGGCUGAAAAAAUCACUAUAAGGAGAGGAAGAUGUCAAAAUGCUGCUUGCCUAUCACCUGAAGGAACUAAACUUCAGAAAGCUUCCAGGCGUGUUCAAGAUUUUUAUGGGCACUCGUACAGGAAAGGCCGGGCAUGGAAGAUCUGUGAUGUAUGCCAUUCAAGGGCUGAAGAACAUUUAGGAAAAUUGAAAAAUAAAUUUAUUAACCGUGUGCCAAUUGUGGGAGGUCAGUACCCAUUUUAUGGUGAAAUGGUUGCGUUAGAAGAAGAAGAUUCUACCGAUGACGAUGAUGAGGAACCAUUGGAUGACACAGUGGCAGAAUUCAUGUCAAACUGUGCUUCAGAUAUGAUAAACACCAUUUUUGAGAAGUAUGACAUUAAUUUCCAACUGGAAGAGGGAGUCAAAAAGCUUCUUGAAGGAUAUGAAAAGGUUGAGAGUGAAAUAGAGGCUCAAAUAAAAUCAUGUGAGGAAGUAACUUCCUCAUUCCGUACUUCCUGUGAUGAAUUUUAUAAGGAGCAUGAGUCCAGCAGAGAGGUUUCUGACCAUUAUUACAUAUCUAAACUUUUGUGUGAUUGGUGA
Messenger RNA from Schistocerca cancellata (South American locust), 1271 nucleotides. RefSeq lists its product as uncharacterized. The transcript has 7 exons. The record is from RefSeq and is a predicted model, not a curated record. The coding region runs from base 546 to 1271 and encodes 241 amino acids. Lineage: Eukaryota; Metazoa; Arthropoda; Insecta; Orthoptera; Acrididae.